Molecule: messenger RNA, 2313 nt
Organism: Dioszegia hungarica
Lineage: Eukaryota; Fungi; Basidiomycota; Tremellomycetes; Tremellales; Bulleribasidiaceae
Product: putative biotin-acetyl-CoA-carboxylase ligase
Exons: 4
Coding region: 1-2313 (770 amino acids)
Biological process (GO): protein modification process
Cellular component (GO): cytoplasm
Molecular function (GO): biotin--[biotin carboxyl-carrier protein] ligase activity
Source: RefSeq, a predicted model, not a curated record
AUGCCCGGCCCCUCGCCAACAGCUCACCAGGUCCUUGUCUACUCCGGCCCCGGCGUCUCCCCACUCUCCCUCUCGCACACCCUCCUCACGCUCUCCCUCCUGCUCCUACCGCACUACACAGUCCAGCCUGCGACGCCCGAGGUGCUCUCCACCCAGCCGUGGGAGCCUGCUUGCGCUUUGCUUGUCAUCCCCGGCGGCCGGGACUUGCCCUAUGUCAGCGAAAUGAGCGGAAGGAGCGGAAUCGCGAGGCGGAUCAAAGAGUAUGUGAGCGAGGGGGGACGGUAUCUUGGGCUAUGCGCUGGUGGCUACUUUGGGUCGGGAGAGGUCCGAUUCGAUGAAGGCGGGAAGAUGGAGGUGAUGGGGAAAAGAGAAUUGGCGUUCUUCCCGGGUGUCUGUGCGGGACCGACAUAUCCCGGCUUUGCAUAUGCUGCCGAGUCGGGAUCCCGAGCUGUCCCUUUGGCUAUCGAGUCUCGGAAUGGAAGGCCGGCCAGGACUCUCCGUAACAUGUACUACAACGGCGGCGGCCACUUUCUCCUGCCCGAGCCACACCCCAACGUCGAAGUCCUCGCGCGAUACGGCGACCUCCCCGAGAGCUCUACGGCACCCAAAGAUGCCAUCGCCGCUGUCCUGACUCGCAAUGGAAAGGGUAGGGCCAUCCUCUGCUCAGUGCAUCCCGAGUACCCGCUGCAUGACCCGCCGGCACGAGAUGCAAACCGCAAGCUGGACAAUCCACCUUCGGAUGAAGAGGUAGCGGAGAGCGACAAGGCGAGGGUGGAAUGGAUGGUGGAGCUGCUGGUUCUGCUCGGUCUGGAUCCGCCCAGCCGGUCUUCCGGGCUGUCGGAUGAGGCGUUGCUCUCAGGAGAAGCAGAGGAGGACAUGUUGCUCCUGCAGCACCCUACCCACCCCUCGCCCAUCUUCGUCUUUCCCCUCCCCCUCCUCCCGGAAACAGCAUCAUCGGUCUUUGCUGCCCCGGCGCUCCAAGCCAAAUUGGUCGACCAUGCAUCGGCCGGAAAGGUCCUGCGGGACGGGAAUGACGAGCUUCACAUCCUCGAUACGCACGCUUUCGGCGGGGAGAGCAGCUCGGCAGCUAUUACUCGCCAGCUUGCCCUGCGUCGCCGGGAUCAGCCCGUCUUCCCUCCUGCGGUCGAUCGCCUUUCGCUCGAGCCAUCAGAUACCACACUCCUUUAUCCUUCCCCACCAGAUUUUCACUCGCUCGUCAAGACCGUCAUUACCCCACACCCGGACCUGCCGUACUCGCCUAGUUGGACACCGCUGUUCAACUUUGAGACGUACUGGUCGGAACUCGCCGCGGCUCGGAAAGCCAGCGGGAAGCGGCACGGACAAUCGCGGAAGGGGCAUGAUGGGGAGGAGAGGCUGAGUUUGGGAGAUCUGGUAUGGUAUGCCGAGACGGUGACUAGUACGCAGACAAUGCUUGAUCGUAAUACAACACUUCUGACCAAUCUCCCCACCCCGCUCGUUUUUCUCGCGACAUUCCAGCUCGCCGGCCGCGGACGCGGUUCCAACGUCUGGCUCUCCCCUCCCGGCUGCCUGCAAUACUCUAUCCUCAUCACCCUCCCCUCCAAGAUGUCGAGCAAGCUCGUCUUCAUCCAGUACCUCAUGGCGCUCGCCGUAGCGGAAGCGGUCGAUCCCGAUGGUCGACUGGGCGUACGCAUCAAAUGGCCCAAUGACAUAUAUGCGCAGGUCGAAGGCGUCGGCGAGUCCAAAAUUGGGGAUGGGAAGAAGGGGCUCGCCAAGCUGGGCGGAAUAUUGGUUAAUACCAACCUGAUCAAUGGGGAAUGGCGAGUCGUCAUCGGCUGCGGGAUCAACGUGCUCAAUGCCCUCCCGACGACGUCGCUCAGCCACCUGCAUAACCUGCUAUCGGCCCGGUCGGCGCCCGGGAAGAAGCUCCCAGAGCCACCUACGAUGGAAGGGACGUUUGCACGGAUCAUGGAUGCUUUUGAGAGCAAGUGGGAGGGGUUCCUGGAGGAAGGCGGCUUCCAAGGCUUCAUGGACGAGUACUACGGCCGAUGGCUGCAUUCAAACCAAGAAGUCACACUUACCACUGUGGAACCACAUCAAAAACUCCGCAUUCACUCCAUCACCUCGGACUAUGGUCUUCUCCGCUGUAAACCGCUCAGCACCGCCCCCGCCACGGCGAGUCGAGGCCUGACGCCACUAUACAGCCGUGGCGACUUUGGCGGUGAAGACAGGUCCACAAUGGGUGGUAAGAAGGGCGGGGAAGAGUGGGUCGAUCUGCAGCCGGAUGGCAACUCGUUUGAUCUCAUGAGCGGUCUUAUCAAGAGGAAGAUUUGA